UAGACAUAGAGGUAGGACUUGCGACGAGAGUAGGAGAGUAUAGAUACGCUGUAUCUGGCUUUGAUGUCGCAUUUCUAGUUUGACUGUACGACUGGUGACACCUAGCUGCUUUUCAAUUUAACAAGGGAAUUAAAGAUAAUCGUUAUUAGCAAUGAGCGGAAACCCGGAUUACAAGGCGGCAAAGUCUGUCUACGACUUUACCGCGAAAUCAAUCAAAGAUGAGGAUGUACCUCUGUCAAAGUACGCUGGGAGGGUGUUAUUGAUUGUGAACGUUGCUUCGAAGUGCGGUUUGACUCCAACAAACUAUAAAGAACUUAAUGAACUACACGAACAGUACAACGAGAAGGGUCUAAGCAUCCUGGCCUUUCCAUGUAAUCAAUUCAACGGACAAGAACCCGGAGGCAGUGACGAAAUUUGCAGUUUUGCCGAUCGUCAAAAGUUUCAGGUGAAAUUCGACCUGUUCGAAAAGGUCGACGUUAACGGCGACAACGCUCAUCCUCUCUGGAAAUAUUUGAAGCAUAAGCAGGGGGGACUUCUGGGUAGUUUCAUCAAAUGGAAUUUCACAAAGUUCAUCGUCGACAAGGAGGGCAAAGUCGUUGAGAGACAUGGACCGAACGUAGAUCCGAGCAAGUUAUCCUCACAUAUCGAGAAAUAUUUGUAAGGGGUGACGUUAUAAUUGCACACACGUUAAUUGGAACUGAUAAAUUUUGUCACG
Molecule: messenger RNA, 715 nt
Organism: Diprion similis
Lineage: Eukaryota; Metazoa; Arthropoda; Insecta; Hymenoptera; Diprionidae
Product: probable phospholipid hydroperoxide glutathione peroxidase
Exons: 5
Coding region: 152-661 (169 amino acids)
Biological process (GO): response to oxidative stress
Molecular function (GO): glutathione peroxidase activity
Source: RefSeq, a predicted model, not a curated record